AUGAGCUCCUUCAACUUCAGCUUUGCCAUCACAGGCCCCACCCGCCCGGCCUACCGCAUUUCCAAGCGCGAUUUAGGAGACAGCGCGUUGGACCACCAGCUCCAUGAUGGGGAACUGUUUUAUGGCACGUAUCACAUCAUCCGUAAGAACCGGCCGACCACCCUACUGCUGGUGUUUCUCACCUUUUCCUUAGGAGCUAUGUUACGAACUGUUUUGAAAGAAACAAAAAUACCUAUUCUUGUAAUUAUAUUUACCUUCGGACUUACCCUUGGAAUAAUAGCCCAUUUUUCAUAUCAGUUACCUUUUGUGAAGAACAUUGCAGAUAUAGAUCCUGUACUUUUUCUUCAUUUGUUUACACCAAUUAUAAUAUUUACAGCUUCAUUUGAAAUGGAUUUUUAUAUAUUUCGAAAAUCUUUUUGGCAGGUGUUAAUUCUUGCAGUUCCUGGGUUUUUAAUGAACUGUGCUUUUCUUGGAUGGUUAACCUACAAAAUUAAUAAGUAUAAUUGGUCCUGGGAUGAUAGCAUGUUGUUUGGAAUAAUUCUUAGCACAACAGAUCCAGUCCUCUCUGUGGCUUCUGUAAGAAACAUUGGCCUUUCAAAAAUAGUUAUCAACUUAAUUAAAGGCGAGUCUUUGUUUAAUGAUGCUACCACAGUAAUUAUUUUUGAGUUAUAUAGGGAUCUUAUAAAUCGUAGUCAUCAAGAAAUAGUUAAAGAGAUUUUAAUAAAAUUGAUUUUAAAAUUCUUUGCAAGUGCUGCGUUUGGAUUUUUGAGUUCAAGAUUUGUUAUUUUCUGGUUGCAACACAUUUUCAAUGAUGGAGUUAUUGAAGUAGUUUUGAGCUUCUCAAUGGCAUACAUAGUUUUCUUCUUGGCUGAAUGGCUUGGGAUGUCUGGAGUUAUAGCUCUUUGUAUUCUGGGUCUUGUUUUAGAUUCCGUAAGCUUUAGCCCAGGAAUGGAUGUGUUUCUUUAUAAGUUCUGGUCAAUGUUGACAUUUUUGGCUCACAUAAUGAUAUACCUUAUAAUGGGAAUUGUUAUAGCUCAAAAAACAUUUCCAUAUGUAAAUGCUCGUGCAUUUUUUUAUAUUAUAACAAUCUACCUUUCAUUGAACCUUGUACGGGCUUUAGUUAUUUUGGCGUUGAGCCCUUUUUUGAGUCGUCUCGGUUAUGGAUUUAAUUGGCGUUGGGGAGCUAUUAUUGUCUGGAGCGGAAUGAGGGGAACUUUCACUUUGAACAUGGCACUUGGAAUUAGCCAAACAGAAAGUGUAACUCAGGCGGAGGUCUAUAUUAAGACCAUGAUAUUAUUGCAUGCUGGGACAGCAUCUUUGUUAACCUUGAUUAUUAAUUCCACCACUGUGAAAAAGCUGGUUAUGACGUUAGGUCUUUGUAAUAUUACUCUUCCGAAGCGUAUGGCAAUGCAUAAUGCUGUUCAACGCAUCAGACAAAUGGAGGCCAACACCUUUUCAAUGUUGAAGCUUGACAGAUUUUUGGCUGAUGCAAAUUGGGCAAUGGCUGAAGAAGCAAUUAAAAUUGAUUAUCCUUAUAAAUUAGAUUCAGAAGAAGUUAAUCAACUGAUCAAAACACUUAGAUGUCCAGACUGUAAUACUGAUAUUACAUUUGAGAGAAGUUCUCAACAGAUUGCUGACAUAAUGGAAGAAGCCAGGUUACGUCUCUUGACUGCACAAAUAGCCAGUUACCAGAAGCAAUACAACAGUGGAAUGCUGAACCAAGAUGCUGCCCAAACAUUAAUAGGUGCAGCAGAAAGCUAUGUUGAUAUUGAAGGAAAAUUUAUGAAUAUUCAUGAAGUAAAGACAUAUUGGGAAAACAAAGGAAUACUGGUAAUGAUGAAGAAAUUGCUGACUGAUUGGGUUUACAGUGUGAAAGAUGAAACAUCUAAGCCACCAAAAAACAAGUUGCUGAGGCUAUCCCACGAAAUAGUGUUCAUGGAGGAAUUUGAAUAUAUAAGUACCAUGAUAACAUGUUUGAACUGCAUACCGAUUGUUCUUCACUUUAUACCAAGUGUUAAUUCGUCAUAUCUUCCACAACUAAAAAUGUGCAAUUACUAUUUUCUGAGUUUAUAUAUAUUGGAAGCUUUACUGAAGGCUAUGGCAAUGGGCAGUAGCUACUUCUAUUACCAUUGGAAUCAAUUUGAUAUUCUAAUCAUAGUAGUGGGGAUUAUAGAUGUCAUGGUUGUAAAUCUCUUUAAAUCGCUUACUCCAACAUACGCUAUGACUAAUAUUGUCAAGAUGUUCAGGUUUUUUCGUCUUCUAAGAAUUCUGCGGCUCUUGAAGCUUGUGAUACCCAAAACAAUUUUCUUGUUGGAUAAACAAAUAAACAGACAGCUCACAUUCCGGUAUGAUAUUGCCAAAGGUUAUGUUCAAGGUGAAGAAGAUAUAAAAUGUUUAGUUGGACAGAUUGCUGGCCAUGAGAAAGUUUAUUUGGAAAUAAAUAAAAUAAUGGAAAAAAACAAACAAGAGGCUAUGAAGGAGUUAGGGUUAAUGCAGCGUGAUUACCCAGAUAUUGUCACUGCGGUGAAAACUAAACAGGCUGUCCAAACAGUGCUGAAUACAGCUUCUGAAACACUUAGGGUUAUGAUAUCAGGAGGAAUUGUUGAUAAAACUGAAGGAGCUGAACUGCAGAAGAUGAUUCUAAUUAAAAGAAAACAGCUUGCAACGCUUCCACCUACAAUUGCACCACCCACGGCACAGGAUCUUCUGUGCAAUGUUAUGUGGCUACAGAAUGACAAAAACCAGAUAGAAUAUAUUCAGAAAAAAGCAAAAAUUCUUUAUUAUGAUUAUGGAGAUAUCAUAUUUGAUGAAGGUGAAUUGCCACAAGGAAUCCAUUUAAUUGUAUCAGGAAUGAUUAAGCUUUCUGGUUCUGCUCCUUGUUACGGAGUUGAUAAAGAAGCCCAGAAAGAUGAUACUAAAGAAGCACAGAAAGUUGUUAAAGAACACCAUAAACAUGAGGCAGUGUCUUCCUAUACAGACUACUUGGUCACUGGGGCUAUAAUUGGAGAGCUCAACUGCCUAACCAAGCAAGAAAUGGAAUAUGGAGUUACUUGUGAAACUGCUGUACAGACGUGUUUUAUCUCUAUAGAUGAUUUGCUUGAAGCUUUUGAUAAGUUUUUAGAAUCGCCCUCCUUAGAAUAUAAGAUAUGGCUGAAACUUGCUCUUGAUGUUGCGCUCAAAACUUUCAGGGAAACCCUUCCUAACCAGGAUUGGUCAUACAAGAUAUGCGUGCAGUUUUCUAACAUGUAUGUGCUGGAUGUACCAAACCACACCAAAUGUGACAUUUAUGAUGGUGCUAUGGACGAUGUUAUUCUUGUACAUGGAACUGUAAAAGAUUGUCAACUGGGUCAGCGUUACAGUGCACCAUGUAUUUUACCUAAAACCUGCCACCAGGUACAAGGCACUGCAUCCGCAACAAAACUGCUAGUUAUACGAACUACAGAGCAUGGAGCACGGAAGAGUACUGGAACAUGUAGUAGUAUUUGCCAGUAUCAUUCAACUCGGAGACAUGCCACCAUGGGACACAUUUUUGCAUUGGACGCAGGGAGUCACAGUACAGUAUCUUCUGAUUUAGAGUAUACAUAUUUGAGCUCCCAAAAUCCCAACUUGAGAAGAGUUUAA
Elgaria multicarinata webbii is the source of this 3621-nucleotide messenger RNA. RefSeq names its product sodium/hydrogen exchanger 10-like. The transcript has 27 exons. Gene Ontology annotation, cellular component: plasma membrane. Gene Ontology annotation, molecular function: monoatomic ion channel activity; sodium:proton antiporter activity; potassium:proton antiporter activity. The coding region runs from base 1 to 3621 and encodes 1206 amino acids. Gene Ontology annotation, biological process: regulation of intracellular pH; sodium ion import across plasma membrane; proton transmembrane transport. Lineage: Eukaryota; Metazoa; Chordata; Lepidosauria; Squamata; Anguidae. The record is from RefSeq and is a predicted model, not a curated record.